This is a messenger RNA of Komagataella phaffii GS115, 1404 nucleotides long. RefSeq names its product WD repeat-containing protein. NCBI's taxonomy places the organism in Eukaryota, Fungi, Ascomycota, Pichiomycetes, Pichiales, Pichiaceae. The coding region runs from base 1 to 1404 and encodes 467 amino acids. Gene Ontology annotation, biological process: rRNA processing; positive regulation of transcription by RNA polymerase I. The transcript has a single exon. The record is from RefSeq and is a predicted model, not a curated record. Gene Ontology annotation, cellular component: nucleolus. Gene Ontology annotation, molecular function: protein binding.
AUGGCUAAAACAAAGACUCAAAUCCUUCAAUCAAAGCUCCGAAAGCAAGAAUCCAAUGUAUACCCCCUAUUAGAGAUAAAUUUUGAGGAGAUGCCAAUUUUUGCUAUGGCGGCUCACCCUUCGAAGAGUUUGAUCGCGCUUGGGUUUGCUACGGGCCACGUACAAAUGAUCACCUACGAUCCAAAAACUUUAAAAGAAGAGGCAAGGAACUUAUUUAAAGCGUUCAGGAGCGACUAUAAAGGUCAGACUAAAAGUGUAAUGAACACUGAUAGAAAAUGGUGGAGAGUAGACAAACUCAAAAUUCACGCCACCAAAGAUUCCCUAAUCCAAUGGAAAACCAAAAGACAUAAAGGAAGUUGCAGAGCACUUUGCUUUGAUCCUAGUGGUAGCAAGCUUUUUACAGCUGGGUCUGACAAUGUUUUGAAAUGUGCAAAUAGCGUCACGGGGAAAGUUUUAUACAAGGUCGUUCUAGAUAUUAAGUCACGCAUUUCGAAAAUGAUUGUAGCCCCAACCAAACCUCUUAUUCUAAUUGGAGAUGAAUCUGGAAAUGUUCAUGUUUAUGAUCAAAGAACACUCAAAAAGCUACAUUUUAUUGAGAACUGUCAUGGUGAUGCUGUCAACGGGAUUGUAUCGUUAGCGUCGACCAACGAGAAUGAGUUUGUAUCGUGUGGGUCUUCAUCGUUGACACAUUUCAACGUGAAAAGUGGUAUAAUUGCAGAGUCUGAAGAUCAAGAAGAUGAAAUAAUGAGUGUUACAGUAGUAGACCCCGAUAAUUGUGAAGUACUUAUGUGCGGCAUGAGUGAAGGAGGCGUAUCAGUAUGGAAUAAGAAUUCUAACAACUUUGAUUCCAUGAUAAGAAAAACAAAGACCGGCGAAGACAGCGUGGACAGUGUAAUUGGGACUUUGAAGGGCGAUUCCUGUGUUUGGGCAGGCACAAGCGGUGGACUAGUUCAUCUUAUUCAUUCAAAGAAUGGAAAGAUUCUUGAAACUAGGGAGCACAGUAAAACGGACGAUGUUACCUUUCUUGACCUAGACUACGAGUACCGAUUGAUUACUUGCGGCACCGAUCGUGUGAGACUAUGGGGAGAAUUGCAGGAUGUAGAAAAGGAGGAGGAUGAAGAGGAGCAGGAGGAGGAGGAAGCAACGACAGAAGAAGAAGAUCCAAGUGACUCUUCAGACUCCACAAAUGAUGUCGAAAUUGACUUGCCUAAGGAUAUUAGUUCUGAAUAUGACGAAAAUAAAUCAUCCAUAAACAGUAACGAUGAUUCUAGGGUGGUAUCGGACAGAUCUGCUCUUUUGGGAGAUAUAGAUAAUCCAUCUGAAUCAAUACAAAAGAAAAAAAGGCGAAAAGUUAUUAAAAAUUCAGGAAACCUUGUUUUAGGUUCAUUCUUUGCAGGUUUAUAG